AUGUAUUCUAGCAGUUUCCGUGCUGCAGUAGAUGAUCAAUUUCAGCGUGAAGUGAUCUCCAUCCACGUUGGACAGGCCGGUGUGCAAAUCGGUAAUGCAUGCUGGGAACUAUACUGUCUUGAACACGGAAUUCAGCCUGAUGGCAUUAUGCCUUCGAAAAAUGAGAAUGAAUCGUUCACAACAUUCUUCUCUGAAACGGGAAACAGUCGCUUUGUACCUCGUGCGAUAAUGGUGGAUCUAGAGCCUACCGUUGUUGAUGAAAUCAGAACUGGUACGUACAAACAACUUUUCCACCCAGAGCAGAUGAUUACUGGUAAAGAAGAUGCGGCUAAUAACUAUGCUCGAGGACACUACACUGUUGGAAAAGAGAUCAUCGACCUCGUGCUUGACAGAACUCGUCGUCUUGCUGACAACUGCUCUGGUCUGCAAGGAUUUUUGAUCUUCCACUCCUUUGGAGGAGGUACUGGUUCUGGAUUCACUUCAUUGCUCAUGGAACGCCUUUCUGUGGAUUACGGCAAGAAGAGUAAACUUGAGUUCUCUAUUUAUCCUGCUCCACAGGUUUCUACCGCUGUGGUUGAGCCGUACAAUUCUAUUCUCACUACCCACACGACACUUGAACAUUCCGACUGUGCCUUCAUGGUUGAUAAUGAAGCUAUCUACGAUAUUUGCCGACGAAAUUUGGACGUUGAGAGGCCGAGCUACACCAACCUCAACCGAAUUAUUUCCCAGGUUGUCUCGUCCAUCACUGCGUCUCUUCGCUUCGAAGGUGCUCUCAACGUUGAUCUCACCGAGUUCCAGACGAAUCUCGUUCCUUACCCUCGCAUUCACUUCCCAUUGGCAACUUACUCUCCUCUGAUUUCAGCAGAAAAGGCUUACCACGAGGCCUUGUCUGUAAGCGACAUCACCAACAUGUGCUUUGAGCCUUGCAAUCAGAUGGUGAAGUGUGACCCACGAAAUGGAAAGUACAUGGCUGUUUGCCUGUUGUAUCGUGGAGAUGUUGUGCCGAAAGACGUGAACCAAUCCAUUUCCGCCAUCAAGGCAAAGAGAAGCAUUCAGUUCGUUGACUGGUGCCCCACUGGUUUCAAGGUCGGCAUCAACUACCAACCUCCAACAGUCGUUCCUGGUGGCGACAUCGCUAAGGUUCCUCGAGCCGUUUGCAUGCUGUCUAACACGACCGCGAUCGCUGAAGCUUGGGCUCGUUUGGAUCAUAAGUUUGACCUUAUGUAUGCCAAGCGUGCAUUCGUCCACUGGUAUGUCGGAGAGGGAAUGGAGGAAGGCGAGUUCAGUGAGGCACGCGAAGAUCUUGCAGCUCUUGAGAAAGAUUACGAAGAGGUCGGAUCUGAUUCAAACGAGGAAGGUUACGAAGAAGGAGAAGAAUAUUGA
Molecule: messenger RNA, 1383 nt
Organism: Haemonchus placei
Lineage: Eukaryota; Metazoa; Nematoda; Chromadorea; Rhabditida; Trichostrongylidae
Source: the annotation of a GenBank genome assembly